Molecule: messenger RNA, 1698 nt
Organism: Hevea brasiliensis (rubber tree)
Lineage: Eukaryota; Viridiplantae; Streptophyta; Magnoliopsida; Malpighiales; Euphorbiaceae
Product: integrin-linked protein kinase 1
Exons: 12
Coding region: 298-1500 (400 amino acids)
Biological process (GO): protein phosphorylation
Molecular function (GO): protein kinase activity; protein binding; ATP binding
Source: RefSeq, a predicted model, not a curated record
AUUGGAUGGGGACAAUGUUGGACUCUUCGCCUGAACUGUGCUUACUUUACGAUGAGGUUUCACGAUGAAUGCUUUGCCUGGCGAUAUUCCCAACACUAUUACACUUAGUUCAGAAUUAUAUUGAAAAAAAAAAUCUAAUUAAAAACAAGUGAGGCCGUUGAGCCCGAACAAUGUUGCCAUAGAGAGAGCCGCUCAUUUUCCCACCAAAAAACGUCUCUGUAGAAGCCAAGCCAUCAACAACGCUCCUCUCUUUCUUUCUCUCUUAAAGAUUUUGAAAUUGGUUGUUAGCGGGUUAAGAUGAUGAAUCAGAUAGAAGAUGACAACAGUUCAGUUGAUUUUGACAUGCAACUGAUAGGGAAUUUCUUGAGUUUCGCAUCAAGGGGCGAUAGGGUUGGGCUGAACCAGAUGUUGAGGGCUGGUACUUCUCCUAAUGUGCAAGACUAUGACAAACGGACUGCUUUGCAUCUUGCAGCCAGUGAGGGCCAUGCUCCUAUUGUUGAGCUUCUUCUUCACUACAAAGCUAAUGUCAAUCUCAAGGACCGCUGGCAACGGACUCCCUUGACAGAUGCGAGACUGUAUGGACAUCGGGAUAUAUGUAGAAUCCUAGAAGUACAUGGAGGCAAGGAUUUUAUCAACGAUCAACCAAUGACUGUUAGACAUGAACAAGACUCCGAUGAACUGAACUUUGAUAUUUCAGAACUGAACACAGAGCGGUCAUCAACAGUUGAACAGGGCGUCUUUGGUGAAUCAGUCAAGGUCAAGUGGCGUGGAACGUGGGUUGUUAAAACUGUUAUUAGGAGUCAGAUUUACCAUCCUGUAAAAAUGAAAUUAUCUGCUAAGGAUAACACUCGAUUGCGAGAACUUCGACAUCCUAAUAUUUUGCAGUUUCUUGGUUCAAUUGUUCAUGGAGAGGAGAUGGUUCUGAUCACAGAGUAUCUAUCAAAAGGGAAUUUAGAAGAUAUAUUGUGCCGAAAAGGUCGACUUGACCUACCUGCGGCUCUUCGCUAUGCACUUGACAUUGCCAAGGGAAUGAAUUAUCUUCAUGAGCACAAGCCCUUACCCAUAGUGCACAAUCAUUUGGAUCCCAGAAACUUGUUACAGGAUGAAGGUGACCACUUGAAGAUUGGUGAAUAUUGGGUUCAAAUAUUCUAUGAACAAAUUCAUCCUAAUCAAGACAUGUGCCAAAAAAAGGAUGAUCCCAGUGGUACCAGCAUUUACCAAUCAAAUGACACCAAGAAAGAUAUUUACAGAUUUGGGCUCAUAUUUUAUCAGAUGUUAGAGGGAAGACACCUGACUGACAUGAAUUUUGACUUCGUAAAUCUCAAAUCUGUCAAUUUUGAACCAAAGUUUCAGAUCAGCCGUUGUCCUAAAAGAAUUCAACAGCUGAUAGAGGAUUGCGCAAGCAAAGAUGUUGAAUCAAGGCCUUCAUUUUCUGCUGUCAUACAUAUCUUAGAAGAAGUUUCGAUGAGUCUAGGGAGAGCCACAUGCCCCGUCUGUUGAAUUCAUAAUGGAAGUCAAAUUGAUAAUUGCGCAUGCUCAAUCUCUAAUAAAAUAAUUUUACAAUGUGGAAUGAACGGUAAUACUGCCAGUUUAAAAAGUGUUGCAGCUUGAAAAAGCACUAGUUGCUUGUACAGUCUGCAAUAAUUUGUUGUACAAUUCUCUAUAUGCUACACUUUUGACAGUAACAUUAUCCUUUAA